Molecule: messenger RNA, 1158 nt
Organism: Pyrgilauda ruficollis (rufous-necked snowfinch)
Lineage: Eukaryota; Metazoa; Chordata; Aves; Passeriformes; Passeridae
Gene: GABRG2
Product: gamma-aminobutyric acid type A receptor subunit gamma2
Exons: 8
Coding region: 16-1158 (380 amino acids)
Biological process (GO): monoatomic ion transmembrane transport; chloride transport; synaptic transmission, GABAergic
Cellular component (GO): synapse; neuron projection; dendrite membrane
Molecular function (GO): benzodiazepine receptor activity; GABA-gated chloride ion channel activity; GABA-A receptor activity
Source: RefSeq, a predicted model, not a curated record
AUAAUUCACACUGACAUGUACGUAAAUAGCAUUGGCCCUGUGAAUGCUAUCAAUAUGGAAUAUACAAUUGAUAUAUUUUUCGCCCAAACGUGGUAUGACAGACGUCUGAAGUUCAACAGCACCAUAAAAGUGCUCAGAUUAAACAGCAACAUGGUUGGGAAGAUCUGGAUACCAGACACAUUUUUCCGAAAUUCCAAGAAGGCUGAUGCUCACUGGAUAACAACUCCUAACAGGAUGCUCAGGAUCUGGAAUGAUGGCAGAGUCCUUUACACUUUGAGGCUGACAAUUGAUGCUGAGUGUCAGCUACAGUUACACAACUUCCCAAUGGAUGUCCAUUCCUGCCCACUGGAAUUUUCAAGCUAUGGUUACCCCCGAGAAGAGAUCAUUUACCAGUGGAAGCGCAGCUCGGUGGAGGUGGGGGACACCCGCUCCUGGAGGCUUUACCAGUUCGCCUUCACAGGACUAAGAAACACAACUGAGGUGGUGAAGACUACUUCAGGAGACUAUGUAGUCAUGUCUGUGUUCUUUAACCUGAGCAGGAGAAUGGGUUAUUUCACUAUUCAGACCUAUAUUCCCUGCACACUUAUUGUUGUCUUGUCCUGGGUCUCUUUCUGGAUUAAUAAGGAUGCAGUUCCAGCCAGAACAUCACUGGGAAUUACAACUGUCCUGACAAUGACCACCCUAAGUACAAUUGCUCGUAAAUCUCUUCCCAAGGUCUCCUAUGUGACAGCCAUGGAUCUUUUUGUGUCAGUCUGCUUUAUUUUUGUGUUCUCUGCACUGGUGGAAUAUGGAACUUUGCAUUACUUUGUCAGCAACAGAAAGCCAAGCAAGGAUAAAGACAAAAAGAAGAAAAACCCACUUCUUCGGAUGUUUUCCUUCAAGGCACCUACUAUUGACAUCCGCCCCCGAUCAGCAACAAUUCAAAUGAACAAUGCUACACACCUCCAAGAAAGGGAUGAGGAGUAUGGCUAUGAGUGUCUCGAUGGCAAGGACUGUGCCAGUUUUUUUUGCUGCUUUGAGGAUUGUCGGACGGGCGCGUGGAGGCACGGCAGAAUACACAUCCGCAUUGCCAAAAUGGACUCCUACGCCCGCAUCUUCUUCCCAACUGCCUUCUGCUUGUUCAACCUGGUCUACUGGGUAUCAUAUCUGUACCUUUAA